GUGACCCGGUCCCUGUCCUCUCCCAGAACUCCAUAGUGUUGGACAGAGCAAGCUGACAGCUAUCCGAGCAGCUGUUUUAGAGGCUAACUCGGGAUAAUCAAAACCAUUACAAGGAAAUCAUCAACAGUAGACAGUUGGAUUCAAAGUAAACUUUCGCAACGUUACGAAAUUGCUAGCUUGCUUCGUGUACCCAGCUUUUCGCUAGCUAGCGCGAAUCAGCAAACACAUCUCGUCGAAACCGUCAAAUAACUUGUUAGCGUAGCUAGGCAUUUUUAGCUUUUGUUGUAAAGGUGGGACUUUACAAUGGGAUCCAGAGCAUCGACAUUACUGAGAGAGGAGGAGAUCGAAGAAAUCAAAAAGGAGACCGGCUUUUCCCACAGCCAGAUCACCCGGCUCUACAGUCGCUUUACCAGCUUGGACAAAGGAGAGAACGGCACGCUCAGUCGUGAAGAUUUCCAGCGGAUCCCAGAGUUGGCCAUCAACCCUCUGGGAGACAGAAUCAUUAAUGCCUUCUUUCCUGAGGGGGAGGACCAAGUUAACUUCAGGGGCUUCAUGAGGACGCUGGCUCACUUCCGUCCCAUAGAAGACAAUGAGAAGAACAAGGAUCCCACCGCCUCUGAACCUCUCAACAGCAGGACCAACAAGCUGCUCUUUGCUUUCCAGCUGUAUGACCUGGACAGAGAUGAUAAGAUCUCCCGUGACGAGCUGCUACAGGUUCUUAGGAUGAUGGUUGGUGUGAACAUCUCUGACGAGCAGCUGGGCAGCAUCGCUGAUAGGACCAUCCAGGAGGCUGACCAGAACGGAGACAACUCCAUUUCCUUUAAUGAGUUCAUCAAGGUACUGGAGAAGGUCGAUGUGGAACAGAAGAUGAGCAUCCGAUUCCUGCACUGAGACACUGAUUGGCUGGGCUUCCUGACAGGACUGUCUGAUUGGCUGGACCCUUUACUACCACCACCAUGCCCGCUGGAA
Molecule: messenger RNA, 969 nt
Organism: Coregonus clupeaformis (lake whitefish)
Lineage: Eukaryota; Metazoa; Chordata; Actinopteri; Salmoniformes; Salmonidae
Product: calcineurin B homologous protein 1
Exons: 7
Coding region: 304-891 (195 amino acids)
Molecular function (GO): calcium ion binding
Source: RefSeq, a predicted model, not a curated record